This is a messenger RNA of Tupaia belangeri chinensis (Chinese tree shrew), 549 nucleotides long. RefSeq names its product defensin beta 116 (gene DEFB116). NCBI's taxonomy places the organism in Eukaryota, Metazoa, Chordata, Mammalia, Scandentia, Tupaiidae. Gene Ontology annotation, cellular component: extracellular region. The record is from RefSeq and is a predicted model, not a curated record. The transcript has 2 exons. The coding region runs from base 43 to 333 and encodes 96 amino acids. Gene Ontology annotation, biological process: innate immune response.
UGUAUUUGGUCACCUGCAACACAGCCUUCAUUCUCUUGGGUCAUGUCAGUCAUGAAAUCUUAUAUAAUGACCAUUGCCAUCUUUCUGAUCCUGGUUCAAAAGACUGCAGGUGGCUUGUUCAGAACCCGCAAUGGCAAGAGCCAAGAGCCUUGGAACCCAUGCGAGCUUUACCAAGGCAUGUGCAGAAACACCUGCAGGAAAUAUGAAAUUCAAUACGUACUCUGCCCAAAUGAUCAGAAGUGCUGCCUGAAAUUAGCUGCGAAAAUAAACAAUUCUGACAACGUGAAGGUGGAUUACGACUCCAACUCCAGCGUGUCAGCUACAAACACUUAAAACCACUCUCAAGUCUGAAUCUCCCCGACAUCACCUUUUCUUGUAGUAAUUUCCUGACCAUUCUGAAAAUGCUUUCCCUAUAAAUAUGUAUUCCUUGUGAUGUGCGUGUCUUUCAUCUGUAAGCAGUCAUCACUGGACAGGAAAGGUUAGCCUGGGAGAUGGGAAGCCAGAGAGUAUUGGAAAGGACAUUGGCCGAAAAAUAAGACACAGGAUCUG